This is a messenger RNA of Eruca vesicaria subsp. sativa (arugula), 1706 nucleotides long. The record is from the annotation of a GenBank genome assembly. NCBI's taxonomy places the organism in Eukaryota, Viridiplantae, Streptophyta, Magnoliopsida, Brassicales, Brassicaceae.
GAUCCACAAAAAAAUAUUUUUCCCCCGAUUUAUACAGUGAAACAGAAGCAUUCGUUACAAAAAAAAAAAAGAAACAAAACCAAAUCAAAUAGUUGGGUGUCGGAAAAAUAAACAUCACCAUCGUGUUCUUCUGCCAUUAAAUCUUUCACCAUCUUCCUUCCUCCUCCAACUGUCUUAGACAGCUAUUCUCCACCUCUCUAGCUUUCCUCUUUCUGCAUUCUCUAUCAAGAAAAACCCAGAAAGAGAAGACAAACUUAAAAAAACAAUCUUUAUUGUUAAUUUCGACUCAAAAUGGGUUCUUCUACUUCAAAAACCUCAUCUUCAGCUUCAGCUUCAGCUUCUUCUACUUCUUCCUCUUCCUCCCCUUCUCCGGCGAUUCAUAAAGCUUUCUCCUUUCCGACGCCGUUAGUUCACCAUCCUCCGGCUAGAAAAGGCGACACUCACCACCUCGUUUCCCUCACUUCCACCUCUUACGGCUCUCUCUUACUAAAAAAAUCUUCCGACCAAGACACGCCUCCUCGUGUCUCAAUCUCCGACAAGAACACGACGGAUCCGGUCUCACUCGACUCGUUCUCCCCUGACUCGGUCAUUAACACGUGGGAGCUCAUGGACGGGUUAGACGACGAGUUCGAAUUCGAAAACCCCAAAUCCGGUAAGUCUAGUUCCGGUAAAGAUUCGGUUUUUUGUCCUAAACCCGACCCGAAUCGAAAUGGGUCUGCGUUAAAAUUGGUGAAGACGGGACAAGAGGAAGAGGAUUGGGUCCCGUUGUCUUAUAAAAAAGCUACGAAACCUCUUUGGAAGCAUUUGUCUGAAGAAUCUUUCUUGUCUGGUUUAGAUCCUACCAUUGUCUCUUCUUACAAGAAAGCUUUGUCUUCUAAGCAGUUAACCAAUCAUAGUAUCAUCAAUGUCAAAACCACAAAGCCAAGAUCUGUAUGCUCUAGUCCAUUGAGUUCACAAACCAAACCGAGAUUAUUACAAGGAGGAGAAGACAAGAUUGUGUUAUACUUCACAACUCUCCGAGGAAUUAGGAAGACUUACGAGGAUUGUUGUUGUGUAAGGAUGAUACUGAGAGGGCUUCAAGUAGUGGUAGACGAGCGUGAUAUCUCUAUGGAUUCUAAAUACAGGAGAGAGCUUGAAAGCUUGCUUGGUGUUGCAGAGAAACCAAAACCGGUUUGUUUGCCUCAGGUGUUUAUUAGAGGGAGCCACAUUGGUGGGGUUGAGGAGAUUAUGAAGCUGAAUGAUAGUGGUGAGUUAGCUGAGAUGUUGAAAAGUUUCCCUGCUUGUGUGUGUUUGGGGACGUGUCGGAGCUGUGGUGAUGCGAGGUUUGUGCCUUGUGGUAACUGUGAUGGUAGCACUAAAGUGUUUGUGGAGGAAGAGGAGAGGUUCAAGAGAUGUUUGAAAUGUAAUGAGAAUGGAUUGGUGCGUUGUAUUGAGUGUUGCCGCUAAGUAACUUGUUGAUUGUGUAAGAGAGAGUGGUGAUGAUUUCUUGGUAAGAUGUUAUUGGGGUUAGUAUUUUUGUAUAUUGGAAUAAGAAAUGGCUCAAAGGCUAACUAUUGUUACCCUCUUCUGUGGUUGUGUUUUUUUGUUUGUUUCAGAUCUGUUUUGGCCUUACAUUUUUAACAUUUCAAGGGUAAUGAUUAUUACUAUUUUAUUGUUAGCCUAUUUUAUUAUAAGUACAUAGUGUUAGAUGAUGAUUGUUAAUUCGC